CCCUCUACGAACCACCGAAGAAGAAACCCGGACGUGGGGCAGCAGUCAGACGCUGGCCGACAGAACAACAACAACAACAACAACAUCCUCCUCCUACUCAAACUCGGAGGAAGACUCCGCGGGCAGUAUGGCCUUCAUCACGGCCAACUGGAACCCCCUCGGGGAGGCCUUCUACAGGAAGGUGGAGCUGUACCAGAUGUCCUGGGUUCUGCGGGACGGACUGAGAGACUCUCUGGUCGCUGCUGCUCCAUACGGAGGACCCAUAGCGGUGAUGAAGGAGUCCCAGUGUCUCUCUCCCAGUGUUCGUCCUCAGCUGGAUAUCUACACAGCAUCAGGUGUUACCAUGGCAACCUUCCCGUGGAAGAGCGGCCCGGUGGUGCAGCUGGGCUGGUCGGUCAGCGAGGAGCUGCUCUGUGUGCAGCAGGACGGGACGGUGCUGAUCUACGAUCUGACGGGGGCCUUCCUGAGGCACUUCAGCAUGGGACAGGAGGUCGUCCAGUCUCACGUCUCGGAGGCUAAAAUCUUCCACUCACCGUACGGGACGGGCGUUGCCAUAGUGACCGGCUCCUCCCGCUUCACCUUGGCAACCAACAUCGAUGACCUCAAGCUGAGGAGACUGCCUGAGGUCCCAGGUCUGCAGGGUGCUCCGUCCUGCUGGGCGGUCCUGAAUCAGGACAGACAGACCAAAGUCCUGCUGGCCAACGGCCCGGAGCUCUACCUGCUGGACAACACCUGCUGCACCUCCGUGGUCCUGCCAGGUGGGUCCCCUCUGGACGGUGUGUUCGUCCACAUCGCCGUCUCCUUCAGCUAUAAGUACCUCGCCCUGUUCACCGACACGGGACACCUGUGGACGGGACUCGCCAACCUGCAGGUAAGACCCGCCCACAGCCAGGUUAGACCCCACCCACCUGCAGGUAAGACCACGCCCACAGCCAGGUUAAACCACACCCACCUGCAGGUAAGACCACGCCCACAGCCAGGUUAAACCACACCCACCUGCAGGUAAGAACACGCCCACAGCCAGGUUAGACCCCACCCAUCUGCAGGUAAGUCCACGCCCACAGCCAGGUUAAACCACACCCACCUGCAGGUAAGACCACGCCCACAGCCAGGUUAAACCACACCCACCUGCAGGUAAGACCACGCCCACAGCCAGGUUAAACCACACCCACCUGCAGGUAAGACCACGCCCACAGCCAGGUUAAACCACACCCACCUGCAGGUAAGAACACGCCCACAGCCAG
This is a messenger RNA of Gadus morhua (Atlantic cod), 1244 nucleotides long. Its product is annotated as vacuolar protein sorting-associated protein 16 homolog. Gene Ontology annotation, biological process: vacuole fusion, non-autophagic; endosomal transport; intracellular protein transport. Lineage: Eukaryota; Metazoa; Chordata; Actinopteri; Gadiformes; Gadidae. The record is from RefSeq and is a predicted model, not a curated record. The transcript is spliced from 7 exons. Gene Ontology annotation, molecular function: actin binding. Bases 128 to 985 code for a protein of 285 amino acids. Gene Ontology annotation, cellular component: endosome; cytoplasm; HOPS complex.